GAAGGUGAACACAGCUCAGUUCAUGGCACUCUAUGCCUGGUUGGGCACUAUAAUAUUUAGUAUCUUUGUUUGUGUCGGGCAGGUAAUUUUUGCUUUGGGAGCGCUACUUAAUACUUUCUGGGUGAUGGACAUGGGCAGAUUCAUAUUUGGAAUAGGUGGAGAGUCCUUAGCAGUGGCACAAAACACAUAUGCGGUCAGUUGGUUUAAAGGCAAGGAGUUAAAUCUUGUGUUUGGAUUACAACUGAGCAUGGCCAGAAUUGGAAGCACAGUGAACAUGAAUAUCAUGGGAUGGAUAUACUUGAGAGUUCGAGAUCUUCUGGGGUAUACUGGUCCCAGUACUCUUGGGUUAACUCUCAUGAUAGGUGGCGUAACGUGUCUCUUUUCACUGACCUGUGCAUUAAUCCUUGCUUAUCUGGACAAGAGAGCAGAGAAGCUGCUUUGUAAAGAGCAAGGGAAAACGGGUGAAGUGAUUAAGCUAACUGAUGUGAAGGACUUCUCUUUGUCCUUGUGGCUCAUAUUUGUAAUCUGUGUCUGUUAUUAUGCAGCGGUUUUUCCUUUCAUUGGACUUGGAAAGGUUUUCUUUAUUGAGAAAUUCAAAUUCUCAUCUCAAGAAGCAAGUGCAAUUAACAGUAUUGUGUAUAUCAUAUCGGCACCCAUGUCCCCAGUCUUUGGACUCCUGGUGGAUAAACUUGGAAAGAAUAUCAUCUGGGUCUUGUGUGCUGUAAUAACUACACUUGCUUCUCAUAUUAUGUUGGCUUUUACCUUCUGGAACCCCUGGAUAGCAAUGUGUUUGCUAGGAUUGGCCUACUCAUUGCUUGCCUGUGCCUUGUGGCCCAUGGUGGCCUUUGUUGUUCCAGAACACCAGCUGGGAACUGCUUAUGGCUUUAUGCAGUCUAUCCAGAAUCUCGGUCUGGCAAUUAUUGCUAUAGCAGCUGGGAUGAUUCUGGACACAAGAGGAUACUUGUUUCUUGAAGUCUUCUUCAGUGCUUGUGUUUGCUUGUCACUAAUAGCUGUAGUCAUGCUGUAUUUUGUGAAUCACCUCACAGGUGGUGAUCUCAACUGGUCUGCAAAGAAAAGGGAAAAACUGCAAAAAGUAGCUGCAAAUGAGUUUACGGUGUUUUACACUGUGCUUAAGCUCCCUCAUUGGAGAGGGUACUCUGCAACCCAAGACAAAGCUGUUCAUCCUAAGAUAAAGAUUAGUAUAAAGUGUCUUCUAUCUGCAGCACUACCAUUUUGGUGGGGGUGGAGACUUCUUAACAUGGCAUUUUACGUUCUGUAACGAGGCCCGUUGCCUUACAGAGCUUAGAAAAGGAUCUCUGUUACUAUCUUUGUCACUGUCCUAAUGCAAACCACUGUCUCAAGCUGAGUGUAUUUAGAGCUCUGUUCGGUCCUGUUUCUCUUAAAGACUUACACGGAAAAUGAGCAACAGUGCUCUGAUCAAAUACUGACUCUUGUAGGAGACUGCUAUUAAUGCUGAAGGCUGCUGAGCAGUCUUUUAUUUGCUUUUUUGAUGAUCUAUUCUUUUUGUAUUCUAAUCUUUAUUUUAAGGAGUGAAAGCUUGUUUAAUAAAGAGAUAGUAAAAAUUGUU
This is a messenger RNA of Pelecanus crispus (Dalmatian pelican), 1588 nucleotides long. The record is from RefSeq and is a predicted model, not a curated record. Lineage: Eukaryota; Metazoa; Chordata; Aves; Pelecaniformes; Pelecanidae.